Talaromyces atroroseus is the source of this 1587-nucleotide messenger RNA. RefSeq lists its product as hypothetical. Gene Ontology annotation, cellular component: U4/U6 x U5 tri-snRNP complex. The coding region runs from base 1 to 1587 and encodes 528 amino acids. The transcript is spliced from 2 exons. The record is from RefSeq and is a predicted model, not a curated record. Lineage: Eukaryota; Fungi; Ascomycota; Eurotiomycetes; Eurotiales; Trichocomaceae. Gene Ontology annotation, biological process: mRNA splicing, via spliceosome. Gene Ontology annotation, molecular function: protein binding; U4 snRNA binding; U6 snRNA binding.
AUGAUGCACCCCGCAAGGCAGGCGUAUGUCGAAGAAGCGGACGACACUGAUAUGGGCAUUAGUCUGGCGGAUCUGCCGGUGGACCGCGACUAUGACCUCCCCGCGGCGGCCGCAGGAAUUGCCCCCGAACGAGCAUCCGCGCUCCUCUCACAAUUUGAACGCAAACGACGAGCUGCGGCCAUCAUCGUGCCCACAGACGACAAUCGCGUCCGUCUACGCCUGCGCGAGCUAGGCGAACCCAUCACGCUCUUCGGCGAAGGACCGGGCGAUCGCAGAGACCGAUUACGAGAACUUCUCACCACGCUACAGGAACAACAGCAAGAAGGCCAAGAUGUAGAAAUGCGAGAGGGGGAAAGUGCGGCGCUGACCGAGACCGAGGCGGAAGCGGAAGAAGGCGAGCCGCAGGAAGAGUUCUAUACAGAAGGGUCACAGGAGCUGCUGGAUGCGCGGAAGAAAAUCGCAUUAUAUUCCUUGCCUAGAGCAAAGGCGCGGGUGGCGUGGCAGCUGGAGCAAUCGAAGAUUCAGCUACGGACGCAUAUCAAACAUCGCAAGGCUGUCAAGGAGAAGUUACAAGGGUUUGAGCUUUAUGGGUCGCAAAUCGCCGCCGAUAGGCCCGUUGGUAUCACUCGGUUCGCGCCGAAUGGGGAGACGCUUGCGACAGGUAACUGGGCCGGGGGCGUUAAAUUGCUGUCUGUCCCUAAUUUGGAGGAGAAAAUGAGCGUCAAGGGACACAGCGAUCGAGUGAGUGGGCUUUCCUGGUUCCCUGGCGCUACGUUAUCUACGUCAAACGUGUCAGAGUCUGCCCUCAACCUGGCGUCCGGAGGAGGCGAGGGGAAUAUCAAUCUUUGGUCGCUGGAUAAAAAGGAGCCGCUGGCAACACUCUCCGGGCAUUCUGAGCGAGUCUGUCGAGUGGAAUUCCACCCAUCGGGCCAAUAUCUAGCGUCGGCUUCCUACGACACAACGUGGAGGCUCUGGGAUGUCGAGACGACAACCGAGCUGCUGCUACAGGAAGGCCACUCGCGGGAAGUAUAUGCUGUUUCUUUUAAUUCCGAUGGGUCUCUAUUGGCAAGCGGAGGCCUGGACAGUUAUGGACGGAUAUGGGACCUGCGCACCGGCCGAACGGUCAUGGUGCUUCAGGGGCAUAUUCGAGAGAUCUACGGCGUAGACUGGGGCGCUGAUGGCUACCGGGUUCUGACGGGAUCGGGAGAUGGCUGGGUGAAGUGCUGGGAUUUGCGCAAGGUGGACUGCAGCGGCAACAUUGGCGCACACAAGAGCGUUGUCUCGGACGUGCGUUGGUAUAAGGGGGAUCAGUCGUCUUAUCUUCCGACGACGACGACGAGCACGAAUGGCGAUCAGAGUGGCGAUGCUAUGGAAACAGAUUCGCCGGCGCCGCGCAAGGCGGGCACGUUUUUUGUUAGUUCCGGGUUUGAUCGCAACGUCAAUGUGUUUAGUGCGGAUGACUGGUCGCUGGUGAAGUCGCUGAGCGGGCAUUCGGACAAGGUGCUCAGCGUGGAUAUAAGUGAUGAUGCUCGGUGGAUUGCGAGUGCAAGUCAUGACCGUACCGUGAAGCUGUGGGGGAUUGCAUAG